AUGGCGGACGCUGCCUUGGAGCGCGCUGAGGCUGCCGAGGCUAAGAACAAAGAGCUGGAGCAGGACAACCUCAUGAAGGAGCAGGAGAUUGCGAGUCUGCAGCACAAGUUGUCCGUGGUGGAAGCCGACUUGGAAAAUGCAGAAAAUAAGCUGAGUGAGGCUCAAGUUGGCAAAGAGGAGGGAGAAAGCCACAAGUCCAACGUCGACAUUCUGCAGCGCCGCAUUGAUAUGCUUGAGGAGCAGCUGGACUCUACGGACAAGAAUCUGAGGGAGACUACCGAACAGUGUCUGGAGCGCCAGAUCCAGGGUGCCGAGCAAGAGCGCGACCAGUGGGAGCAGAAGUACGAGGAGGCCAAUGAGAGGUACCAGGCCUCCAAGCGCGAGCUUGAUGAGGUUGUCCAGCAGAUGGAGAGCCUCUAA
Molecule: messenger RNA, 420 nt
Organism: Malassezia sympodialis ATCC 42132
Lineage: Eukaryota; Fungi; Basidiomycota; Malasseziomycetes; Malasseziales; Malasseziaceae
Exons: 3
Coding region: 1-420 (139 amino acids)
Source: RefSeq, a predicted model, not a curated record